Molecule: messenger RNA, 2868 nt
Organism: Echinococcus granulosus
Lineage: Eukaryota; Metazoa; Platyhelminthes; Cestoda; Cyclophyllidea; Taeniidae
Product: Glycosyltransferase-like domain-containing protein
Exons: 10
Coding region: 1-2868 (955 amino acids)
Source: RefSeq, a predicted model, not a curated record
AUGGACCAAAUGAUCCAAGAGGCAUCUGAUGCGACCAUUCUACUUGUCGAAGGCUUCAACGGAGGCUCGCACAAACAACUCAUCUCUACCCUCGAGGGCUUACUGACUGAGAAAGGGGAAACGGUGUGCGUGGUAUCCCUCCCUGCCAAUAAGUGGCAUUGGCGAGCUCGAACUGGAGCACUUGCGUUGGCAGCUCUGAUUCCCAAAAGCAGUCGUGCUAACGGCGGUUUCCGCGUCCUCUUCACUUCCGCUGUCUUCUCUCUCCCGGAAUUACUUGCGUUGAGACCCGAUCUGGCAAGCAUACCGCACAAGUACCUUUACUUUCACGAAAACCAACUGACCUAUCCGUUGAGAGAGGGCGACAAAAAUGCUGCAAAACCAGACUACCAGUUUGGCUAUGUCCAAGUGCUCUCAGCCCUAGCAGCUGACCUGGUCCUCUUCAAUUCUUCCUUCAAUAUGCACUCCUUCUAUGAACGUCUGCCCGCUUUCCUCGCCGCAGGUUUGCCCACUCCACCAAGCCCUCGAGUGCCGGAGCCACGAGAGCUAGUGGAGAAACUUCUAAAGCCUAAAUCUCGUGUCCUUCACUUCCUUGUUGAACCACCCCCACUCCCAGUGCUCUUUCAUGGUGAUGUGGAGGACUUUGAAGCUGCGAUUCGCUUCCAAGCAGAGCGAAUUAGGGCGAGAGGUCGAGCGCCGCUGAGGAUUUUGUGGAAUCAUCGGUGGGACUACGACAAGAAUCCAGUGGAUUUCUUUAAGGUCAUUUUUGACCUUGCUAACAUAAGUGUAGACGAGGAGUUCUUCAACCUCGGAGGAUCCACUCUGCGACCUUCCAUUGGUGAUGUUAUGACGCCUUCUGAAAUAACUCCGCCUCCACCACCCUCAAAGCAGGCACAGACGAACUUCCAGAUCAGUGUUAUUGGCGGAGCCAGUCAGGACGUGCCACGGAUCUUCCCCAUAGCAGAGUCCUAUCUCCGCUCCACCGGUCAUAUCGCCGUCUGGGGUUUCGUUGACUCACGAGAAACCUACUGGCGCACACUGACCGAUUGUGACGUGGUCGUGUCUACUGCAAAGCAUGAAUUCUUCGGUGUAGCAGUGGUGGAGGCAGUUGCAGUGGGCUGCGUGCCCCUCUUACCCCAUAGAUUAGCCUAUCCCGAGUUGUUAGCGCACGAACCAACACCAUCGAAGUGUCUCUACCGCACAUUACCUCAAAUGCGGAAACAGCUGAAGUGUUGGAUUGGCGCACCGGACAGGCUACGGGAGCGGGCGACCAAAGCACUACUGGCCGCUUAUGGUUGGAAGGGAGCGGGAACGGAAGCGUGGCUAAGAAAAGGUCCUCGUGCAAUGGAACUUUUGAGGGGGGCUUGUAUUCCCCAAUGCAGUGAUUUUCCACCGCCUAUUUCGACGAUUCAGCAAGCAAACGUAUCUAACAUUCAAAGCUUUCCUGCUCAGGGCGGUAGCCCCAUUGUACAGAUGGACAAUCCCAAUCCCUUCUCAAGUAUUGUUUUGAAACAGGAGGAGCCUUCCCCUUCCUCCAUCAGUGCUCUCUUUACCGGUGAUUUUACUCAGCAGCAGCAGCAACCUAGCUCAUCAUCCUCUACUGCAACAUCAAAUGAUGCUCCGGUGCAAAAAGGUCACGCAUGCGAUGUUUGCCACAAGGUUUUUGCGGACCGUUCGCUCUUAUCCAAGCACAAAAUUGCUCACGCCGAGGCUAAACACAUUUGCAAUACCUGUGGUCGCGCCUUCGUGAGGGAGGACAAACUUCGACGUCACUUUCGAUCGGUUCAUAGCAAUGAACGACCGUUUGUUUGUGAAGUGUGCAACAAAGCCUUUGCUCGAAAGGAUAAGCUCCAGGAGCAUGCAAAACACCACAACAAAGAUAUCACUUUUCCCUGCACUGUAUGCAAUGAAGUCUUUCUCAUGCGAUCCCUCUUAAAUCGCCAUCUUCGAACGGAGCAUCAAAUUAAACAGACAGCUGAGUCCUCACGAAACCCUGCAAGAUCACAGGACGGUUCGAAAAAGAAACGUAGUAGGGCACAAGAGGCAGAUUUUACUAAGUUAGCCAUGGAAAAUGCAACUGUGGGAAUAACAGCUGCAGCAGCAUCUGCCGUAGCCCCGACCACUUCCGGUUUCUACCAGCACCCGGGCUGGAAUGCGGCCAACCUUCUGCUUUACAAUCGUUACCAACAGAGUCAGCAACAGGCUGCUCAACCAGCUUUUGACUUUUGGGGUGGGAAUAAUGGCUACUUUUAUGGUCAGCAGUACUCUGCUGCUGGCUACCAGUUCCCCACCAUCCAGUACGCAGCUGCAAUGCGACAGCACCAACAGCAGCAGCAGCAGGCAACGCAACAAGCCACAGUGUCCUCGGGUUUGUCCUACAACCCGGCUGCUGCAGCGGCUCUAACCGCUCGCCUUUUCUCUCCUGGCAACUACUUUUGGCCACAGCCGAGUCAGGGUUUUGUCCUCCCUCAGGCCGGUACGGCGUCGACGAACUCCGCCGCCGCCACGACCUCCCUCAUUCCCACUGCUAAUCCAUACUUUCCUGCACCUUUGACGGCAGCAACAGUGACUACAACAACAGCAGCGGCGGUAACCACAGAUGUGACCGCGACCACGGCAAAAACAGUGGUGACCGAAGCGGCGCCGAGUUCCGUCCAACCACAGGUGAUUUUUGACGUGGGACCCAGCGGCUACUCUGUGCAAUCAACUGCGUCCACUGCAUCCUCAUCUUCCUACCAAACAGCGUACUACCAGGCGGCAUCGUUGGCUGGUUCGGAGGAAGCUGUCUCCACAACUGCUGCUCCACCACGCCAACAGCAACAACAGGCGACCGACCCGGGGACCGCCCCCGCCUUCGCCUACACUAACUAG